CACAUCCAAGUCCCAAGGCGGACUUGUCCAGUCAAUACUCCCGCGAGAACCCCGGGUGUGCUGCAGCCCCCACGAGAACCCCAGCCGCGAAGCCCCUCCGACCUCUCAGCCAAGGAGACACUGAGCUCCAAGCCGCCGGCCGGAGUCACUCCCCGGCACCGGUUGGGACAGCGACGGAGAGCACAAAACACCUCUCGCGCGGCACCCCCCCUGGGCGUGCCGACCGGACUUGGCGAGUUGAGAUGGAGGCACCGAGUUUCGCGUCCCGGCGGCCAGCGGCAACCUCGCUGCCAGCCUUUAGCCUCCCACCGCCGGACAUCCCAAGUACGAGAUACCCUGCUUCCUCUCCUAGGCCGACGGCGCCCACCAGCGGUUCCAGUGCUCAACAUAAUCACCUGACUUCAUCGUCACUCUCUUCUCCACCUGCCUCGCAAUCCCAAGCCCCUCCACCCUUUCCCACUCUCUCCAGUGUUCUGACUCCUCCCUCAGGGGUAACUACCGACGGACUAAGCCCCCUCUCUGCAGGCGUCCAUAGUGGGAGUUCCCAGAGCUCACAGCCCGCCUCAACCCCCGGAAUGUACUACUCGCACGUGGCGUCGACCUGGGCCACUCCCGGUGCUUCGUCCUCCCCUUACGGGUUUUCUAGCAACGGUGCGAACCACUCCGGCAACUCUUCCCUUGUGCAGCCGCCGUAUCCCUCCCGUCAAAUGUACCAGACAGCCUCUCCCUCGGUGCAGCAGCACUUCGGGCGUACAGCCGCAUCUCCGGCCACCACAGAUGGUUUGGCGACCCCCUCGUAUGCGGAAUCAUCGAACCUCCUCAACCCAGCCUCGGGCGGGGGCGCCCCUCAGCAGUCACAGGGUCCGCAACAACAACAGCAGCAGCAGCAGCAACAACAACAACAGCAGCAGCAGCAGCAGCAGCAGCAGCAGGUCUCAGCCCCUCAAAACACGCCCACUAGUGGGCCACCCCCCGCGGAUAACAGCUAUCGGCCGCCGCAUCCAUCGGGGUCGUAUUAUCCCCCCUCGACGGCGGCCCAGCAGCAGCCGGCCUAUUCCGGCUUCGCGACGAACCCGGGCGCGCAACACUCCCCAAACGUCUCUUCAGCGCCAGCAUCGAGCGCGGCGCCACGCACGGCACCGAUUCCAGGACACCCGGGCUCGCUCUCCGGCAUGGCCCCGCCAAUCGGCUAUGGGGCCCCUGAUCGACCUCACCAAUCUUCCUACACCGGAUACCACAUGCCAGGGAACCCGGUGUUGUCCAACAUGCACCACCCGGGAACUCCGUUGGCCAUGGUAAGCGGAGUCGGUAGUAUGGGCAUGCCUCACGGAUAUAGCCCGCACGGGCACCACCACUCCAUGGGCAUGUACGGGCAUAGCCACAGCCACGGCCACGCGCAGCCGGCCCCGCAGCAGGACCGUCCCUUCAAGUGCGACCAGUGCCCGCAGAGCUUUAACAGGAAUCACGACCUCAAGAGGCACAAGCGCAUCCACCUCGCGGUGAAGCCGUUCCCCUGUACCUUCUGCGAGAAGAGCUUCUCGAGGAAGGACGCGUUGAAGGUGCGUGACCGUCACAAAUGGGGAGGAAUGCAACAAUUCACAUCGCGCGGGACAUUGCUGACACUUUCUAACGAACAGAGGCAUCGGCUCGUCAAGGGCUGCGGCGAGAAGCAAUCGCCGAGUGACGGCGCAAGUUCGGGGACAGGCGCCACCGAAAGCUCGCCGCCGGACAAGUCCGAGGCCAUGAGCGACGACACGGAGGGAAGCCCGAGAAUGGAAAAGAAGGAGAAGAGGCAGUAGUAACUCUUGGUUGGCCGACGACGACGACGACAAGGGAGUGCAACUCGGAGACACUGUCCAGCGGCGUUUCCUACUCCCCCAAAGUUCGAACUACCUCUGCGAGUCGCCAAGCGAU
Phialemonium atrogriseum is the source of this 1914-nucleotide messenger RNA. RefSeq lists its product as uncharacterized. Gene Ontology annotation, biological process: regulation of transcription by RNA polymerase II. Bases 243 to 1799 code for a protein of 518 amino acids. The record is from RefSeq and is a predicted model, not a curated record. The transcript has a single exon. Lineage: Eukaryota; Fungi; Ascomycota; Sordariomycetes; Cephalothecales; Cephalothecaceae. Gene Ontology annotation, cellular component: nucleus. Gene Ontology annotation, molecular function: DNA-binding transcription factor activity, RNA polymerase II-specific; sequence-specific DNA binding.